This is a messenger RNA of Trametes versicolor FP-101664 SS1, 753 nucleotides long. RefSeq lists its product as uncharacterized. The transcript has 7 exons. The record is from RefSeq and is a predicted model, not a curated record. Lineage: Eukaryota; Fungi; Basidiomycota; Agaricomycetes; Polyporales; Polyporaceae. Bases 1 to 753 code for a protein of 250 amino acids.
AUGUCACCAACCCUCCCCCUCGUCAUCCGCUCCGGCGUCGCUCAACCUCGUAAGCGGAAGGCAAAGAAAGUCAAGGAAGAAGGCACCAACCCCACGGGCUGGGACCUUCCAAUCGAGACAGAUCUUUCUGAUGCCAACGAAGACCCGUUGGAGAACGACCUGGACAAGGUCCGUAGUCACACCAGGCUGUUGCUAAAGGAGGCAGCUUGCUGCCACGACCUCUACUACUCUGCGUGUGAUAAGAUUCAAUGGUGGUUCCAGUACCACGGACAGAAGACGUUGACUACCAAGAAGCACCCCGGCGUGUCCCUCCCUAUCAGUACUAUGAGCUACUACGACACCCUAAUCAAAGCUGUGGUUGACCACAAGUUCAAGGAGCUUUGCGCAAAGGCGAAGGCCACCAACUCGCCUCUCCCGCAGCGAGUCCAUGUGCUCAAUCAAACUGUGAAGUGUUUUCUGGAGGAGGAGAGCCCGGAGUUUCAGGCUGAGAUGGUGCAAAGGCAGGAGGCUGAAUAUGUGGCUGAUACGGAGGCUUUCUCCAACCUGUCCUCAAUGUCUGCCGCUGCGCCUUGCAUGCCGGAGGAUUUUGACAGAGAGCUCGACACUGCAGGGAAGUGGCUUGGGCCGUUUGCUGAUUACCUCUUGGGCUGUGUUGGCAUGAACAUCUCAAUCCUACUCACUAGUCCUGUCGGGCGCAACGGUGGUGCCAUAGAGCUUCACGGCAUACACUCAGGCAAGUCCACAGAACUAUAA